Molecule: messenger RNA, 2661 nt
Organism: Astrephomene gubernaculifera
Lineage: Eukaryota; Viridiplantae; Chlorophyta; Chlorophyceae; Chlamydomonadales; Astrephomenaceae
Source: the annotation of a GenBank genome assembly
AACAUUAUUAUGCCUUUCUAGCUACAUUGCGUGCGAGCGGUCGGUGCAGUCCCUAGACCUGAAGGGUAGUGUUCGCGCCUUGGCCUUACUGUACUGACGAACCUCGGCCAGCCUUUCGUAACAUUUACUUUGAUUUAGUCAACCCUAUUUGUUCCCGGGACAACUGUGUUGACACCUUCGACGCUCACGCUUCUGUAACCCGCGGCAACCUUGACGCCAGGUUCCUCAAGGUCGGCCUGUGAAGGGCCUUGAGAGAUAUGAAGUAUGCCAUAGAAUUCAUCAGUCCUUAGGCUGCUAGGGGCAGCCUUCUGUGAAGCGUCACCCUCCAGUUAACUAGCCAGGCCACAUUUGGGGAAGUUUAACCAGCUGCAUUGCAAGCAAUGGGGCCCUGGGAUCGCUUGGUGGAGAACAUCUCGUCUCGCCUUGCUUUCUUUCCGCCGCAACCACCUACUUAUGACGUGCGAGAACACCAAGAUGGAACUGGAGAAUUGUAUCUCCACCCGCUCGCUCCCGACGUCCCCCGGGUGCCCCAAUGCAAGGUCAAGGUGAUUCCAGUGCCGCCUUUGAAACGUGGCGGCGGCAGCACGCGCGUUGUAACCGCUUUCUUUCGGUACGGAAGCCACGGCAGCAGCAGCAAGGCGGCUGCGGCUGCCACGGGCGGCUCCGCUGUCUCGUCUCCUCAGCCGCAGCGGGCGCAGCAGCAGCAGGAGCGGCUGACGCUGCUGUACAGUCACGGCAAUGCAGUCGACCUGGGGCACAUGCUGCCGGUGUACAGGGAGCUCUCCCGGCUGCUCAAGGUCAACGUCAUGGGCUACGACUACAGCGGCUACGGCUGCAGCACCGGCACACCCACCGUCAACAACACCCUGGCAGACAUCUCGGCCGUACUGCAGUGCCUGCAGGAUUCGUACGGCAUCCCACCCAGCCGUGUCGUACUGUACGGCCAGAGCGUGGGCAGCGGUCCGUCGUGCUACCUGGCUUCGGAGCGUGCUGACCUGGGGGGUGUGGUGCUGCACUCGCCGCUGCUGAGCGGGGUGCGGGUGCUGAAGCCGCAUGUCAAGUGGUGGCCGGCGUGGGCGGAUGUGUACCCGAACCACACGUUGGCGCCCAAGAUACGCGCGCCGGUUCUGGUGAUGCAUGGCACCGAGGACGAGGUGAUCCACAUCUCGUGCGGCAAGCGGCUGCUGGAGCUCUGCCCCAACAAGGGCACACCGCUGUGGGCCGCAGGGUACGGACACCAGGACUUGGAGAUGUGUUCCGGCUACCUGCCAACCCUGGAGGCGUUCCUUGCCAAGGUCAACUCCGCUCAGCAGCAGCAGCAGCAGGCCAAGCAGUAGCAGUAGCACAGCUGGUGCUGGUGCGGGCGCUGGUGUGGUUUACUACGCUGGCGGAGCCUAGCAGUUGCGGCCCCGGACUUGCGGCCGAAGCUUUUGAUAACCGCUGAGCAUAACUAGGAAAGAGCUGGCCGUGCAGGGAGCCCUGGCAUCAUCAUUUGGCCCUAGCCGCAGGCCGUGGGGAUGCCUCGCGGUCGAUGCGUCCCAGGUUUUUCUGUUAGCUGAAGAGCCCGUCAUUUCUCCUAGUUAAAGAGCCCGUUAAGGCCGAAAGGUAUGGACACUCCUGCAACUCCUUGUGGUCUCACCGAGCUCCGGGGGCAGGCAUGGCGGUGGUUUAAGGAGACGGACGCAGUUCAGGGGAGGCGCGCGGAAUGCGAGGUGCACAUGUAAACCAAGGCCGGGAUGGUUCCCGGGUGAAGGUGGUUGCUUGGUGUCUGCGUGCAGUGAAGAUCGUCGAGGAAUAGGUUGGAUGGGUGUUAAGGUGAAGCGUGUUGCAGCCAUACGUCUUCCUGCGCCGAUUAGGGGUUGGAGCUCCUGCAGAGCAUGUAUGCCUGUUACGGGUGCUGUGGUGGGGGAACUAGAUGUGGAAGAUGUGAACAUGAGGCGGAACGAGGCGGGGGGAAUGCUGGUUAGCUUGCGGCCUAUGCAGUUAGUAUGUGCUUACCCAGGUUUACCGUGACUUCUAUUACCAAACGUAAGAUCGUAAUGGAGGCGAGAGAUGAGGAGACUUUAUGCAUGAUCGAGAGACUGUCUAGAUAACGGACGAAUGACCAGGCAGGAUACGUCGUGUUGAAGUGGCCUUCAGGGCCUUUGAAGUGUCUCGGGUUUGCACCAUGCGCUAUGGGAGUGUUGCGGAAAGGGCGCUGCGAACGGGUGCUUCACUUCAGACUUGACCCAUUGUCAAGACUUUCAUGGUUCACUCGCCGUACAGUUGUUCCGGCAUGCUCCGAAGGGCCACUGCUCCUCGCUGUGCGAAUGCGAGGAGUGUUGUUAGAGGACUAGAGCAAGGUGGCGCGCAGGCACUUGCGCAUUAGCAGUGUAACCCUGACCCCAAUUGUGCAGAUGGCAUAGGAGAAUGUGCAUGAGGCAUUGGAGCGCUCAGGUGCCUAGGGCUAUUUUCUGUUUGUUUGGCUUGAUUGAUAUGCUGAGGACAUGGGUAUUUAGGAACGGCAUGGAAGCGCCUGACAUGUGCAGGACCGUGCUGAUUUGAGUCCUGUCGUGUGCGCUGGUGAGCGAAUGGGAUUGAAUCUACAGGCCUCAAGUGGCAUGGGUUGUCGUAGGUCACGCCAGGGGGUGGUUCCAGCAAUAAGGAACUAUGCAAUAUUGU